AUGCACUGUAAAAUCUUGACUAUAAAUCUUGCUGUACUCAUCGUCGUGUGCAAUGGUCGAUUUGUCGAAGAAACCAAGUCACAUGAUCUUCUUGAGACUAUCAAACAUGACAGUCUUGCCAUUAGUAAAAAGUCGGUGAAUAUCGCGCGUGACCGUGCUUUAGAAAUUCUUCGUGAUUAUUACCUUUCUGCUGAUCAUGGUAAUGAACUUGAUAGAUACAUCCAAGCUCGUCGUUCUCUCACUGACAUUUUCGACGAUCUUGUUUCGAACAAACCGAAACGUAUUGCUGAUGACAUUAGAGAAUUCCUACGAGAUUUCGACGAACGGAAAGAAAUGGAGUUUGACAGAGAAGAUCGUGUCGGUCAAACAAAAAUCCGUUCGUUAUAA
This is a messenger RNA of Adineta ricciae, 387 nucleotides long. NCBI's taxonomy places the organism in Eukaryota, Metazoa, Rotifera, Eurotatoria, Adinetida, Adinetidae. The record is from the annotation of a GenBank genome assembly.